Phoenix dactylifera (date palm) is the source of this 1347-nucleotide messenger RNA. RefSeq lists its product as uncharacterized. The record is from RefSeq and is a predicted model, not a curated record. Gene Ontology annotation, molecular function: catalytic activity. Lineage: Eukaryota; Viridiplantae; Streptophyta; Magnoliopsida; Arecales; Arecaceae.
AUGAAGAUCUUAUUGUGGAACUGCCGGGAGGCGGGGAAACCCUCCUUUGCUCCGGCUUUUGGUAGGUUGGUGCAACAGCACAACCCGGAUAUUUGUGUGUUAUUUGAGACUCGGCUUUGUGGUAGUAGCUUGCAGAAGGUGAGAAGGGUGAUUCCGAGAUCGUGGGGGUUCUAUGCUGUGGAUUCUCGAGGAUUGUCGGGAGGUAUAAUUGUCACAUGGGGUUUGGGUCGAUGUACAUUGGAGUGUUUUAAUGUUUGCUCUCAAGAGGUGAUCUUGGUGAUUUCGGAGGGCAAUAGGUGUCCUUGGGUUCUCUCAGCAGUUUAUGCUAGCACUGAUUAUAGGGUCAGGAGGACACUAUGGGAGGAGGCUAUGCAGCUGAUAAGUCAUGGUCACCCUAUGUUGGUGGCAGGAGAUUUCAAUUGUAUUGUGGAUGCUUCGAAAAAGAUGGGGGGGAACCCUUUCACUCUCAAUAGGAAGAUCAAGGAGUUUCAGAAUUUUCUCACUGCCAAUGGAUUGAUUGAUUUGGGCUUCUCAGGGUCUAGGUAUACAUGGUGCAAUAAUCAGCAGGGGCGGGCCCGAGUCUGGGAGAGAUUGGACAGAGUCUGUGCUACAGCUGGGUGGGUUCAGUGCUUUCCGAAUCAUCGUGUCAGACACUUGCCGAGGAUUGCCUCGGAUCAUCAUCCAUUGCUGGUGAGUACUGAGAUACACACCCCUGUUCGCUCCCCUUUCAGAUUCGAGAAAUUCUGGCUGAGCUAUCCACGUUCUUCGGAGAUGGUGAGGGAGGCAUGGUGCUCCCCGGUUAGGGGUGAUGCUAUGUAUCGGGUAUCCCGAAGGUUGGAGUUGACUAGGCGGAGGUUGAGAAGGUGGAAUCGGGAGGAAGUGGGGAACAUUUUCAGGAGGACAGAGGAAGAAGAGGAGGCCAUCUCUAGAUUACAGGUUCAGGAGGCACAGAGGGGAGGAUUAUCGGAGGAGCAGAUGGGGGAGCUUAGAUCUCACUUGGCAUUGCAUGAUUCCCUUCUCAGACGGCAGGAAACACUAUGGAGACAGAAGUCCAGGGUACAGUGGAUUUUGGAGGGGGACCGAAAUACCAAGUUCUUUCACCAGUCGACGGUGAUCAGGAGGAACCAGAACAGGAUCAGAGCUAUCAAGGGUGAGGAUGGCCAGUUAUCAGAUGACCCGGUUGUGAUCCGGAGGAUUGUGGAGUGUUUCUUCAGAGCGAGGUGGACGGAGCAGAGUGGAGAGGGGGGCCGAGUGGAGCUGCCGGUGCCGGGAGUGAGGGUGUUGGUGGAGGAGGCUGCUGUGUUGAUCAGGCCGGUCUCGGUGGAGGAGAUUCGGGAGGCGGUCUAG